Meloidogyne enterolobii is the source of this 1454-nucleotide messenger RNA. The record is from the annotation of a GenBank genome assembly. NCBI's taxonomy places the organism in Eukaryota, Metazoa, Nematoda, Chromadorea, Rhabditida, Meloidogynidae.
CUACAACAACAAAACAACAAAAAGAAGAAACAAAAACAACUUUACCUCCAACACUACACACUCCUUUAAUUCAACAACAAAUGAUUCCUGGGCCUAAAGGAGAACGAGGAGAACCUGGAAUACCUGGAACUUGUGCCGCCACAGAAUGUAGAAUUCCACCACCUGGCCCUCCUGGAUUGCAAGGCCCUCCAGGCGUAUUCCCAGGUCUUACUGAACAUGAUUUACGUCGAAUAGCUGCUUGGCCUGGUGUGAAGGGUGAAAAGGGGGAUAGAGGAGAAUGUUGUGAUAAAACUACAUCUAAGCAAACCUACAGAGAAGGGUAUCAAGAUGGAGGAGAGGAAGAAGUUGUUUUACUCAAUGGACAAAAUAGUGAUCAAUUACCCGCUUACAAUCGAAAAGUACAUGGAAGUAGUAAUUCAAUAAAAGGGGAAAAGGGAGAUAGAGGAGAACAAGGACCUCCAGGAUUGCCUGGAAAAUUAAUUGAAAAACCUCAAUCUCCUUCAUUUUCUGGUGUUAGAAUAUUCCAAACGGCAUUAGAAUUAUUAGCUGCUACACCUAAUUGCCCUAUUGGAUUUUUGGCUUUUGCCCUCUCUACUCAACAAUUAUUUAUUAGAGUAAAUUCUGGUUGGAAACAAAUUAUUGUGAGUCUUGGAGGAAAUCUUCUUACCGCCCAAUCUGGAACAAAAGAAAGGAAUGUUGAUGAUUAUGUUUCUUCUCCUUCAAUUUCGAAUAAUAAUGCUGCUGAUUCUGAUGAAUUAAAUAGACUUUCUUAUUGGUUGGCUUUGGAUGAACCUAGCAGUGAGGAAUUUAGAAAUGAUAAUGAAAUGAUAAACACUUUACCUUCCCCUGAACAACGCUGGCAACCUCGAUUCCCACCUAAAGAAAAUCGUCGAUUUGAAGAAGAAAAAGAGGCGGAAAAGCAAAAGAAUCGAGUACCUAGUGUUCAACAGAAAAGGCAUAAAGAUAGAAUUAUUCACUUGAUUGCUUUAAAUGAACCUUUAAAUGGAAAUUUUGGUGGUGUACGUGGUGCUGAUUUAGAAUGUUAUAAACAGGCUAGACAAUUUGGAUUUACAACAACAUUUCGAGCUUUUCUUUCAUCUAGAGUUCAAGAUUUGAAUAAAGUAGUACAUGAAGAUGACAGAAAUUAUACCCCAAUUGUAAAUAUUCGUGGUGAACGCCUUUUUGAUUCUUGGAAUAGCGUUUUUGAUGGAGAAAGGAGUGUACAUGCACACGUUCCCAUUUAUUCUUUUAAUAGAAGGGACGUUAUUUCUGACAAUAAUUGGCCCGACCGCUGGCUUUGGCACGGUUCUACAGCAGAAGGUUCCCGUACUUCAACAGCUUUUUGUGAUGGAUGGUAUUCUAAUAAUUCAAAUUCUUUUGGAAAUGCUUCCCCCCUACAUUCCCGUCAUUCACUUACUGGACAAUCUAAAGAGGCUAAUUGCAAUAAGUUUUAA